Beta vulgaris subsp. vulgaris (sugar beet) is the source of this 1112-nucleotide messenger RNA. RefSeq lists its product as uncharacterized. Gene Ontology annotation, cellular component: nucleolus. The record is from RefSeq and is a predicted model, not a curated record. NCBI's taxonomy places the organism in Eukaryota, Viridiplantae, Streptophyta, Magnoliopsida, Caryophyllales, Amaranthaceae. The transcript has 2 exons. Bases 224 to 883 code for a protein of 219 amino acids. Gene Ontology annotation, molecular function: RNA binding.
ACCCUAAAAAAGAUACCAAAGUGAACUCUCUCAUACUCUCAUAUCUCUCUCGUCUAUCUUCUCUCGUACAUUCAGUUCUCUGCUGUCUCGCUUAUCUCUGUCGCCGGAAAGAAAACUUGUUUAGAUCUCGCCGGAAAGAUAGCGGAUUUCUGAGUCAUCUCGCCGGAAUUCUUAAUUUAAACACGUUUCUCACCAUUAAACAUAUUUUCACUGGAGCAGUAGAAUGGAAGGCAAAAGAGACAUGAAUACUAUGGAAGUUGAAGUAGCUACAUCACUACCUUCUCUUCCAUCAAAACCCAAAUUUGGGGCUUUGAAAGCUCAUGAGAUGUCAGAUGGUCAGGUACAAUUCAGAAAGGUUGCUGUUCCACAACAUCGAUUCACGCCCUUGAAAAAAGCAUGGUUAGAAAUCUACACUCCAAUAUAUGAGCAGAUGAAAAUUGAUGUAAGGAUGAAUCUUAAAGCUCGUAAGGUUGAGCUGAAGACAAGAGCCGACACACCUGACGUAAGUAGCCUACAGAAGUGUGCUGAUUUUGUCCAUGCGUUUAUGCUUGGAUUUGACGUUACAGAUGCAGUUGCCCUCUUGAGGGUAGAUGAACUAUUUAUUGACUCAUUUGAGAUCAAGGAUGUUAAAACAUUGAAAGGUGACCAUAAAUCAAGGGCUAUUGGAAGGCUCUCCGGUAAAGGAGGUAAAACAAAGUUUGCCAUCGAAAAUGCAACAAGGACGCGUAUUGUGAUUGCAGACACAAAGAUUCAUAUUUUGGGAUCAUUUACAAACAAUAAAGUAGCGCGGGACUCGCUUUGUAGCCUAAUAUUAGGGUCGCCUGCUGGAAAGGUUUACUCGAAACUCAGAGCUGUUACUGCCAGAAUGGCUGAGAGAUUUUGAGUUUUCAUAAGACCUUUUUGGUAAAGUAUGAGUUGAUAUUACAUUCUAUCCACCUUGUUGAGGAUUAGACUGAUAAUAUUGGUAGAUGGCAGUUUUGAUUUGUUGCCCAGUUCGCCCUCCCUUCCCUGUUCAGUAAGCCUAUGAUAAAGAUCUCACUUUUGAGAACUUUAUUUAUCUCUGUUAUGUUAUUUAAAUUAAUUAUAAAAUCUCUGGUGGUUUAGGAGUGCAA